Messenger RNA from Protopterus annectens (West African lungfish), 1390 nucleotides. RefSeq names its product calhepatin-like. The record is from RefSeq and is a predicted model, not a curated record. The coding region runs from base 143 to 442 and encodes 99 amino acids. Gene Ontology annotation, molecular function: calcium ion binding. The transcript is spliced from 5 exons. NCBI's taxonomy places the organism in Eukaryota, Metazoa, Chordata, Ceratodontiformes, Protopteridae.
CACUCCUUUAAAGGGUGGAUCUUCCUUAGAAAUGUGAAGAGUGAAUUUAGAUAAAGUUGUGAAUUAUGAAGUGCUUUGCACAUUAUACAGAGAGGAACAGUUGAGUUAAGCUGCUGCUGCUACUAUUGCCUAAAGAACAAACAUGAAUCCAGCCAGCAAGACUGAGUGUCUUAAGAACACUUCAAAUCCAUCACAGCAAGAAGCAAGCAAGCAGCAAGCAGGACAAAAUCAGGUUGAAGAAGCUCUACGACAAAUGUUUGAAGGCAUGGAUGAAGAUAACUCAGGGACCUUGAGCAAAGAAGAAGUUAUUAAAGCUUACUUGAAAGCUAAUCCAAAUGCUGAUGUGAAUAAAAUAACUAAACUUGUUGAAGAUUGUGACAAAGACAAAAAUGGAGACAUAUGUUGGGAAGAAUUUCUUGCACACUUUACUGGAGCAUGUUAAGGAAAUUUAAGAGCUAUGGCUACACCUUUCAAGAUGAAUUGCAUUACUGCCUCCACGGGUACAAGAAAUGCAUUUAGGAAUAUAAUCACAUUUUAAGAAUGCCAUGAUACUAUGUUUGGAAAAAUGUUUUUGCAGCACAUUUGAAUUCUUCUGUAUUAUACACAUUUGUGUCAGUGCAUGCAUGAUCACAUAUAUCUAAUACUUGACAUGUGGUAAAGUAAAAAUGGGAACGGUCAAAACUUUUUAAUCUGUGUAUUGCCAUGGUUCUCAUUGCAGUUCUCUUAAGUUUAGUUCAACUAAACUUGUUGUGUGAAAGUCGCAGUUAAUUGAAAAAAAUCUCAGCUAUUAAAUAAAACAAGCAAUGACCCUUCAGAAUUACUUAUAACUUACCCUCGUGUAAUGGCUUGGUCUUAGUGUAUUUAGCUAGAGGGGUUUGAAAAGUCUACUGCAUGGUAGUAAAAUGGGAAAUUUAUCACCUAAUGGAAUACUAGUGUUAUUUUUACAGGAUGGGAUUACAAGAAAUUUUGCAUUUAUUGAAUUAAAGUGAAUGGCAUAGUCAUUUUCCAAAAAAUUUUGAUUAAUUAGUAUAAAUCCCCUUAAACUCUUAAAUACACAGUGUAUGUCUGUUAUAAAAGGAAUACAUAUUCAUAGCAAUAUCUUCUCAAUAUUUUCAAUUAGAUUAUCUUAAUAUUAUUUUGCAAUUCUUUUUCACAUUUUCCAUAUUUUCCUCUUUCAAAAAGUGUUAAAUAUUAAUAUGACACUUUGCUAGUAAUGCACCCUGUAUUUUUUUAGCAUGGAGAUCAUUUUUCCUAAUUUUAGUAUGCUUGUUUAUUUCAGAAAGUGUUUGCAUAAUCCUUCUUAGACAAAAAAAGUUUCCAGAUUAUUUCUGUUCUGCAAUGUCUAUGUAAAAUUGUUACUUCACCAUACAAUAAAACAUUGAAUACACUA